UUACUUUUGGAAGUUGUGGAAGACCUACAGCUUAAUAUAUAUAUUCAUUAUUUAUCUGCAAAAGAACAUUUUAAAGUCACAAUGAAUGUGUUUGUGACGUCAUUUGUAUUGCUGAUCGUUUCGGCAGCGUCCACCAAUUCGUUAAAAUGCAAAGAAGGUUUCACAGCGAACGCUUUUGGCGUUCCCUUCUAUCACUGGAAAGAUAGAGAAUGCAGUGCCGGGAGCGAUUGUUUCGUCCAAGAAUUGAAAACGAGUAUGUUCAAGAAUGAUAUGAAAGUUGACUUCAAAUUUGGAGGGUGCAUUUCUAGUGCAUACUCAGAGAUGGUCACGUGUCAAAACCUAUUUGGAACCGACAGCAAACUCGACCCUGAAACAAUAUUCAACAUGGUGCCAGAUCUGGACAAAAAAUUGCAAGAUUUUUCAAACGAUCUAAUGUUUAACGCCACUGAUUCAUUGCGCAUGAUGUUCUCAAAUGGCAACGGUAGUCGAGAAUUCAUUCAAGGCUUGGUCACAUUCCUGCAACAUUUCGAAUUUAAGACAGAUAAACUAGAACAGCUUGUAGACCCAAUUUCCAAAUGCUGGGAUUCCUUAAUCGGUGACAGUGAAUUUACAACAUGGCAAGAAUUCAUGGAAAUGAGAGAAAAUGCCACGAAUGGACUUCUCUUAGCAUUGAGCAAAGUUGACACUGAAAACGCUAAAAUUUCAGAAGACCUUUAUUCUUUCUUCGGUAACUGGGGAAGGGUCGAUAUGGUUGCAAUGAUAAAGAACAGUUCCUACUUUCCACUUGUCGAAAAUCUUCCCGGAUUGGUAAAAUAUACUUUACCAGAUUUUUUAAAAGCUGACGUAUGGUAUGACGUCAUUUUUGAUCUUUUUGGUGACGUCAGUGUUGAAAAUCCGAAGAAAUCUGCACAAGAAAUGAUCAAAACCUUAAAAUCAUUGAUCCAUAUUCCCCAGGCAUACAAAAAAUAUUUGGACCCGAUCAUCGAUUCAAUUCCGGAUCUUGUCCAACAAAUGGGGAAGGGAAUGCACAAUAUAUCGGAACGUGGAUGGCAGAGCUAAUGAAAUCCCAAAGUAAAACAACCACAACGACAAUGAAACUUUCGAAUUCAGUAUCAAAUUUCGUCUCUAGUAUAAUGCCAGGGGAGUUGCCCGCGGAUUUCCAAACUGCAAUCACCUAUGCGCCGGGAUUGUUUUACAGUUUCUUCCCCGAUAACAUAAACGAUAUUGAUCGCGUUUACACAGAAUUAACAAGUGGAUUCGAUUCCAUUGAUAUCACAAACCCGACAAAAACUCUCCCUACCACCAAAAUGAGCGAUUUUCCUUGUCAAAUUCACUGAUAAAAUCAUAAGUUAUCCAUCAGGCCCAGAGCACGAUGCCGGUAAACAACUGAAAGAUCUUUUCGUCAUCAAUUUCUCGAAGACAUUUUACAA
Styela clava is the source of this 1430-nucleotide messenger RNA. RefSeq lists its product as uncharacterized. The record is from RefSeq and is a predicted model, not a curated record. NCBI's taxonomy places the organism in Eukaryota, Metazoa, Chordata, Ascidiacea, Stolidobranchia, Styelidae.